AUGCCUUGGAGUAAGUACGUGGCAGAAUUUCUGAACAAAAAGUUUCCCUCUGAAAAAGAAGGGAUACCGAAUAGAUCUGAACUGGUGGAUGAGUAUUUUGGUCAAAUGUUUAAGUCCUAUGCUGAAGUAUGCAUUUCUUAUACGUUGGCCUCCGCAGCUUCCAGGGGCCAGGAUAAAAUUACUCCUCAGGAUCUAUUAAUUUCAAUUGAUAGAUUAUUUCCUAUAAACACCAAAGGAUAUGAGCCAGAGCAUAUAUCACUAAUGACUCAGUAUUCCAUGGCGCGUCAUAACCAUCGCAGAAAGCUGGCAGCCAAUCGCAAUUUAAGCAAGGAUAGGAGGAUUAUAAAACUAAAAACGAGUCUAAACACCAGUUCAACUAACACUGAUGCCGGUGCUACGGAUAAUUGUGGUACGCGGACAAGUAUAAACAAUAACCUUUCGAAUAUUGGUAAAAAUUUCUCCCAAAAAAGUUGGAAGAAAAAAAUAGGGCAUAAAGAUCGAUUGGGUAAUAAAAUACAUGCCAAAACAUAUCAUAUGCAGGAUUACAAUUGCAUCGUUAAGCCUAGUAAACACAUACCCCUUAAUCAAGCUUUUGAACUCCUUUGA
This is a messenger RNA of Babesia microti strain RI, 606 nucleotides long. RefSeq lists its product as hypothetical. The transcript has a single exon. Bases 1 to 606 code for a protein of 201 amino acids. NCBI's taxonomy places the organism in Eukaryota, Apicomplexa, Aconoidasida, Piroplasmida, Babesiidae. The record is from RefSeq and is a predicted model, not a curated record.